Procambarus clarkii (red swamp crayfish) is the source of this 3773-nucleotide messenger RNA. Its product is annotated as zinc finger protein on ecdysone puffs. The record is from RefSeq and is a predicted model, not a curated record. NCBI's taxonomy places the organism in Eukaryota, Metazoa, Arthropoda, Malacostraca, Decapoda, Cambaridae.
AGAUGUUAUAGGCUGGUAGUGUUGGGUGAGUGUUUACGGCAGACAUUAAGAGUGUUGGACGCCGGCCUCUCACACUCUCUCUCUCUCUCUCUUGAGCCCCACAACCACCACAACCAUAAUAACCUGACUUGUGGCACCACCUACAACCCGGCACCACCGUGACAGUUGUGGACCAAGCUCAGACCCCCAGACAACACCACUGUGGUGAGGAUGCCUGGAUACUACGACAAAGGGGAAUAUGACUCGCGGGUCAGUGGUGGGAGUAGUGGCAGCCGCUACAGAGGACGAGGUCGAGGACGUGGCAACUACAGCUGGGGAAGUAGAGGCAGCAGUGCUGGAGGUGGUGGAAGGGGCUAUAACCGAGGCGGUGGAAGUGCCUACAACAGUGGCAGAUACCGUGGUGGUGGCGGUGGCGGACACGGCGCUUCCGGUGGUUACAGAGAGUCUGGUGGUCAUGACAGAUACCACGAGUCUCGGAGAUCAAGUUCACAGAUGGACGAGUGGGAGGACAUGGGGCCAAGAGAGUCAUCUUCCGGUUAUUCAUCUCGCAUGCACUCUCAUGGGGCAAUGUCUAGCGGAGGCGGCACGUCGGAUCUGAUCGGCUCCCUCAGUCAGCUCAGUCGAAUGGGAAAUGACAGAUCCAAGCUGGCUCUGAAUAUCUUGAAUGCUGUUUUGUCUACAGAUUCGUCAGUUGGAGAAAGCCUUGAUGAUUGGGACGAUGGACCUCCUGCCAGGAAAAGACGCAUGGAUUGGGAUGGAAUGCAUCAACCACCUGUGCGCAAGUAUCCCCAGCGUGACCACUACAACCCCCGGCGCACCUGGGAACGCCGCGGAAGAGGCGGCCACGCCUACGGCCCCAGUGAACAUCACGACGGGAAUGAGUACCAAUCCAGGAAAGUGGUAAAGGCCCGGCGUGGUAAGCCCUGGCACGAUACCAGGAGUAGUAAGGGCCCUGCUAAGGACCAGAAGGUGAGGGAUGAGGCAAAAUCAUCAGAUGACCCAGAGGGGGAUAAUGCUGAUGCAGAGGAUGUGGAACUUGCAGCUGAUGCCAGCCUGAGUGAUGCGGAGGUGGCAAAGGAAGAGGCAGAGCAGGAGGGCAAGGAGGCCGAGGAGGCACUGAAGGAUGAUAAGGAAGCCACUAGUGAGGGAGCCGCCGAGGCUGAUGCGCAACAUGGCACUGAGGAGAAGAAAGAUAAAGAAAAACAGAAGGAAGAUUUCACAAAUCUGCCAAAGGAAGCCCUCCACUGUCACAUGUGUGAUAUCACCAAUUUCCCUAAUGUCAAGGCAUACUUAUGGCACCUGAAGAGCAGACAACACAGGAACACGAAGCCAUUCCACAAAAAGGGUACCGCCGUUCUUCAUUUUCUUCGGGCCGAGUCCAGGCUUGCGGCACAACGCAGAAUGUUGAAGUGUCAGAGACGAGGUCUGAAAGGCCCCAUCAUGAACUGUCGCAAGUGUCACUGUGACGUCUUCGGAAACAUAAGAGAUCACGUCAAGACCAUAGAGCACAUUGUAUUGAGGAACUACCUGCGUGUUGAAUGCUGCAACAACACCUACUUCAACAGGGCAGAUCUGGAUGAACACAGACUCUCUCUCCUCCACCUUAAGAAUGAGUACGAGCUGGCGCAGAAACAGGAGGAAGAGGAGGAGGAGGCGGCAGAGGACACCGGUGUUGCCGAGAACGAGGAAGGGAAGCUGUUGGCUAAAGCUAUACGUCAACUGAAGAAGAAAAGCAAGUAUGCAGAAGUCGUGAACCCAGAAACACUGAUGCCCUAUGACCCGUCCGUACCCCAAGGAUUAAACGUCAUCAAGAAGAAGAUACAGUACCGGUGUGGGGCGUGCCCUCAGGUGCGAUUGCACACCUCAAAGGACACAGAGGAACACUUUAAAUCCCUCGAUCAUUACAACAACUUACUGAAUCAUCUCAAGAAAUUGGAGGAGGAGAAAGAACUGGAGAAAAAGAGGCUCGAAGAAGAGGCUCAAAAGGCAGAACUCGAGAAAAAGAAACGUGAAGAGGAAGCAUUGAAGAAAGAAAAGGAAGCUGAAACCAAGAAGAAGAAUGGGGAACAGGAUGAAGGGGAAGAGAUAAGUUUUGAGGACAUGCACAACAUGGAAACUGUAGAUGAAGCGUCGGAUGACGGAGACAUGGACACUAGCGCCGAAGUCAACAAUGAAGCGGCCGAGGAUGAAGAGGAAGACCAGGUACACAGCGAUGAUGAUGAUGAUGACGAUGAUGGAGGAGAGGAACCAGAAAGCUGUGAGGAUGCAGAGGAGAUGGAGGCAGAGGAGGAGGAGGAAGAGAUAGACGAGGAAGAGCAGGCGGACACGGUGGCAGCAGAAAUAUCCACAAAGAAAAACGAGUCCAGUGAAAAGCUAGAGAGUGAAGUUGGUGAGGACGAGGAGUGCAGUAUAAAGGAAGACAAACAAAUGGCAGAGGAAGAAGCGAGUGAAACAAAGGAAUUGGCAGAUGUAAUGAAGUCUGAGGAAGGAGGAGGGGAAAAUGAGCAGGAGCCGUCUGUGGCAGUGGAGGAAGACGACGACGCGUCUGGCGAGGCCAAGACCAAGAGCGGCGGAGCAGUGGCUACACCCCGAGCCAGAAGGGGUAGAGGGAGAGGCCGAGGACGCUCCACCAAGAACUAAGUGACAUCAGCCCGUCAUUAAUGUAGACUUGUUUAAAGAGAAGAGGUUUGUCUUUAGCAGAGUCCUCAACAUGUAGCUGAUCACUUUGUCACUGAUAGGUUUUAUGAAGAUUGGUUUAUUGUAACUGAGGUGGUUUGAUUGGUUUCUCAAGCUUUCUCUGUAAACAAGCUUAAGAGGAGGAAUGAAAUCAAGCCACCUUGGGUAAACUUACUUGAUGCAGCACUGAUGCUGUCACAUAAGGUGAACACUUGUAGUUAAUGGGUGUAGAAGCCCAGGACUGACUUUGUUUUGUGGAAAUUAUCAGUAAAGUCGGUCUUGUACUUUGUGUUGCCAAUUAUUGGGUACAUAACUGGAAUUAUUGCUCACAUACUAAAAGUUUUGAUGUUAAAUUUGCUGCUGCGACUAACAGAUAAUUGAGCAAUAAAUUGUCAAAGUUAAAUAUUUAGCACAAAUUGUGUGUGAAUCUUUGAAAAACUAUCACUUCAUGAAUGAUGAUGAUGGCGGCAUCUAGUGUCAUAUUUUAGUGGAAAAUUUCAUCGUAAUGGGUUUUAGCCUAAGAUUUAUUCUUUAUAACGAUGCUUAAUUCUAGUUGGCAGAAACUGUGAGGCGUUUCAUAAGAAAAGUGUUGAUGCUUUACACCUUGGCAUGUAGGAAGGUCAAUUAUGAUGGAGAGUGAAGAAUGUACUCGUCACUUAUUGAAGCCACCGACCAAACUGUAACCUGAUGUAUGGCAUGUGCGACCCAACUGUUAUUGGCUGUACCAGUACCUUUUAAGGAUGCUACCAAGGAUGUUAAUUAUGUAUUUUACUGUGAAUGAAACUGACAUAACCUGUAUCUGUUACUUAUAAUUGGUUUACAUAUGGCAUUCAUGCAAUUGGAAAAUAUUUUUUUUUCAUUUUUGUCUCCUAAAAUAUACACUGCUAGCACAGAUUGUUAGAAAUUUUAGUUUUGAUUCAUAUGCAUCAUAUUGUUCCAUAAUGUUUAGGUCAGUAAGAGUAGUUUUGAGCUAGCAGUGCUGUACAUGGCCAUAGGAUGUCAUGUUUUUACUACAUACCGUAUUAGGACAAGGACGGCACAAUUUGCCACGUUAAAUUAGUAAUAAGAUUACAAUAAAACUUUCCACUGUCCCAAAA